Messenger RNA from Thlaspi arvense, 8577 nucleotides. Lineage: Eukaryota; Viridiplantae; Streptophyta; Magnoliopsida; Brassicales; Brassicaceae. The record is from the annotation of a GenBank genome assembly.
UUAAAUAAGCCUGAAAGGCCCAUAUUUAGAACCGACCCAAUAACGAAUCUCCAGUCGAAUGUUUCUUUAUUACCAACGUCCCGUCCCGUAUCGUACUGGAUUUACAAAGCCUCGGUUUCGUUCAGCGGGUUACCUUAUCGUCACAAGACGAAGGAAGGAAAUCAGUAUAACACGCAAAAUCGCUGUGAAAAGCCUUGCGACCAAAUUUUCCGAUUUUCUCUGAGAAAUCCAGUAAACCCAUAUCAUGAUAAUGAUUCUAGCUUCUUCACUCUUCUCUUCCUACUUCUUCUUCUUCUUCUAGGAUUCCUCCUCUGCAGCUGUUCAGCAAUGCCAGUGGCCUACACAUUUCCAGUUCUCCCUUCUUCUUCUCUGCUUUCCAGAAUCUCUAAUCGCAGCACCAGCAUCAUCGUAGAUCGCCCGGCGGUUCAGAUCUCAGGGUUUCUCCUCGUGCGUUCCGAGUUCGGAAAUAUCGACGGCCUUAGCUGCUCUUUCCGGCGGUUUCAGCGGGGAGGGCGGAGGAGGUUGAAUGCUGCUGGUGGUGGUACCCAUAUCGUCGAUAAUGCGCCGUCUCGUACUUCUUCCCUCGCUGCCUCUAGCUCUACAAUCGAAAUCCCGGUUACGUGUUAUCAGCUUAUCGGAGUUUCUGAUCAAGCUGAGAAAGACGAGGUCGUUAAGUCGGUGAUAAAUUUGAAAAAAGCUGAUGCUGAAGAGGGCUAUACAAUGGAAGCUGCUACAGCUCGCCAGGAUCUUCUCAUGGAUGUUAGAGAUAAACUUCUGUUUGAACCAGAAUAUGCUGGUAACAUCAAAGAAAAAAUUGCUCCUAGAUCUCCUCUCAGAAUCCCAUGGGCAUGGUUGCCUGGUGCUCUAUGCCUUCUUCAAGAGGUUGGAGAAGAAAAACUCGUGCUGGAUAUUGGUCGUGCUGCUCUCAGACACCUUGAUUCAAAGUCAUAUAUUCAUGAUAUAUUUUUAUCUAUGGCACUUGCUGAGUGUGCAAUCGCCAAGGCUGCUUUCGAGGCUAAUAAGGUCUCUCGAGGAUUUGAAGCUCUUGCUCGUGCCCAAAGUUUUCUGAAGAGUAAAGUUACUCUUGCGAAACUUGCAUUGUUAACCCAGAUUGAAGAGUCCUUAGAGGAGCUCGCACCACCAUGCACAUUGGAUCUACUGGGCCUGCCUUGCUUGCCAGAAAACGCAGAGAGGAGACGAGGUGCAAUUGCAGCGCUACGUGAACUGCUCAGACAGGGCCUUGAUGUUGAAGCUUCGUGUCAAAUUCAAGACUGGCCAUGCUUUCUGAACCAGGCAAUUAGCAGGCUGUUGGCCACAGAAAUUGUUGAUCUUCUUCCAUGGGAUAACUUGGCCAUGACACGGAAAAAUAAAAAGUCACUUGAAUCCCACAAUCAAAGAGGGGUUAUUGAUUUUAAUUGCUUCUACAUGGUGCUCGUUGCUCAUAUCGCUGUUGGAUUCUCGGGCAAGCAAAAUGAUAUGAUUAAUAAAGCAAAAACUAUAUGCGAGUGUCUCAUAGCAUCAGAUGGUGUUGAUCUGAAAUUUGAGGAAGCCUUUUGCUCAUUUCUUCUAAAACAGGGUUCCGAGGCGGAGGCUAUUGAAAAACUCAAGCAGCUGGAAUCAAAUUCAGACUCUUCCGUUCGUAACUCAAUCCUGGGGAAAGAGUCGAGAAGUACUUCUGCUACUCCAUCAUUGGAAGCGUGGCUAACGGAGUCUGUGUUUGCUAACUUUCCAGACACAAGGGGUUGUUCUCCAUCUUUGACAAACUUUUUUCGGGCUGAGAAGAAAUAUCCAGAGAACAAGAAAAUGGGGUCAUCGCCAAUAAUCAAUCACAAGACGAACCAAAGACCACUUUCCACCAUGCAGUUCGCGAACUCGUCACAACAUCUUUGUACAGCUGUCGAGCAGUUGGCAGCAACAGAUUUGCAGAGCCCAGUGGCAUCGGCAAAGAAUAUUGAUGAAAGCGGUGCCAGCAGGCCAUCGGUUCAACUGAAAAGGAACCUUGGUUUACCACAAAAUAAAAUAUGGAAUGGUUGGCUAUCUCAGAGCAAUUUGAUCAAAAGGGUAUCUGUUGUUGCAUUAUUAGGCUGCACCGUGUUCUACUCCCUAAAGCUAGCAGGCAUUAAGUCUGGUAGAUUACAGAGCAUGUCUAGAUGGGUUUCUGCAAAACCGCACUCAGAAUCAGAUUCUGGGAUCGUCAGAAGGAACCUUGCUUCUGUGGAUAGAAAUGGUGUCGUGGGCAACAUCAAAACACUCUUGGACAUGCUUAAGAUGCAUCAUGGGGAACAUCCGGAUGCUUUGUAUCUGAAAAGCUCUGGUCUAUCAGCUACAUCGUCUCAUCCCACGUCAGAAGUGCACAAGAGACCAAUGCUUACAGAAGAUGCCGAAGAGCUUGUGAGACAGUGGGAAAAUAUUAAGGCUGAAGCACUUGGACCUACACAUCAAGUUUAUAGCCUUCCUGAAGUCCUUGACGAAUCCAUGCUUGUCCAGUGGCAAACGUUGGCACAAACAGCAAAAGCUAAAUCGUGUUAUUGGAGAUUCGUGUUGCUUCAUCUUGAGAUUUUGCAAGCACACGUAUUUUCGGAUGGCGAGGUUGCAGAAAUCGAGGCCCUUCUAGAGGAAGCAGCGGAAUUAGUUGACGAGUCUCAGCCCAAAAACGCAAAAUAUUACAGCACUUACAAGAUCCGAUAUACUCUGAAGAAGCAAGAGGAUGGAUCAUUAGCGGGUACCACCGCCAAAAUUGGUAUACAAUAUACAUCGGUAACGGUUCCGGUUAGCAACGAAAAAGAUAGAAGAAGAGAUAGGGAGAGAUUGAUAGAGAGGGAAAGGAACACGAUGUUUCCUUGGAACUUUGCUAAAUCGGCGGAGGCAGCUUUCUCUAGGUGGGCGGUGAAGAGAGUCGUCAAGUUUUUGUUGAAGAAGAAAUUGGGUAAACUCAUACUUGGUGAUAUUGACCUUGAUCAGCUCGAUAUUCAGCUCAGGGAUGGCACAAUUCAGCUCUCCGAUCUUGCUAUCAACGUUGACUAUUUGAAUGACAAGUUUGAUGCUCCGCUGCUCAUAAAGGAAGGUUCGAUAGGAUCUUUGUUAGUUAAAAUGCCAUGGAAGACCACUGGUUGUCAAGUUGAGGUGGACGAGCUUGAGCUCGUUCUUGCACCACGGUUGGAGAGUAGUGCAUCAUCUUCAAAUGAAGCCAGCACCUCCUUUUCUAACCGAGAUGAUUCACGUAAUACUCGUCCUGGACUAGGAAAGCAUGAGAAUGAGAUGUUGGUGAACGCUGCUAAAUCUGCGUCUAUCGAUGUCCAUGAAGGUGUUAAGACGGUUGCGAAGAUAGUGAAAUGGUUUCUUACAAGUUUCCAUGUCAAAAUUAAGAAUCUGAUAAUAGCAUUUGACCCUGAUUUUGGCAAAGAACGGAACGAAGCUGGUCCACGACCAACAUUGGUACUUAGAAUGACAGAGAUAGAGUGUGGAAUUUCAGAGGACCGAGUUUUGGCUAAUGAAGUUUCCCCUGAUAGUUUCCUCGGUAUUAAUCGACUUGCAAACUGUGUGAAGUUUCAAGGAGCAGUUGUAGAGAUUUUAAAUAUAGAUGAUGAUGAUGAUGAUGAUGGCGAAAACAAUUGUGGUAAAAAAGGAUCAGAUGAUGUGACUUUGAUCAUGACAGGCGAAGGAGGUGGCUUUUCAGGAAGUGUGAAUUUAAGUAUACCUUGGAGGAAUGGUUCCUUAGACAUUCGCAAGGUGGAUGCUGAUGUUUCUAUUGAUCCUGUUGAAUUACGAUUGCAACCGUCUACAAUUAGAUGGUUUUUACAAUUGUGGAAGACUUUCACGAGUUUCGGAUCAGACUGUUGUCCCUCAGUUUCUCAUUCUGAUUUUUCGACGGAUUCACCUGCAAUACCUACUAAUGUAGUGGUAACGCCUCCAGCUACAUUAUCCUCGCCAGGUGGCCAAGAUGUGGAGCCUGACAUUACACCUGGGUUACAGUUUAUAUCAGAUUGGUUUCCGUCUUCUUUCAGCAAGAAAGAAGAGGAUGGAGAAGUAGAUAUCGGUGCAAGUGUGGACCAGUUUUUUGAAUGUUUUGAUGCAAUGAGGAGUUACCAAUCAGCUUUUGGAAGCCAAGGAAUGUGGAAUUGGACAUCUUCCGUCUUCACAGCAAUCAAUGCUGCAUCUAGCCUUGCUUCUGGGUCUUUGCUUCUUCCGUCUGAACAGCAACACGUUGAAACAAGUUGUAAAGUAUUCUUUGCUGGAGUUUCCGUGGUACUAUUUUUCCAAGAUGAAGACAAUUGGAAGGAUGUUUCCACGGGGAUUCACUACUUGGGUGCAGAACUCAGAGAUAUAUCCGUCUCUUUUCAGGUAUGCCCUCAGAAUAUGAGGUUAGAAGGAGAAGUGAACAGCAUGGAGAUCGCUGAUUAUUGUCAAGCAGAAAAUGUUGUUGACACCACCAAUGCUGAAUAUCAGAGUAAUUUGGUUAAAGAUUUACAAGCCAAAGUUCAGGCUACUCUUCCUCCCUUUGCCUCGUCUGAUAUGAAUGCUAACUCCGAGAGCUUAAGCAAGAUAGUUUCUGAUGGCUUCCUAUUUAGUAACAAGGGUUUGGCAGUCAAGACAUUGUUAAUUGUAGCUGCAGGGGGCAGUGGAUUUCAGUUUAUUGUCAAUCUCCAAUCAUCCAAAGCCAGCUCUAGAGGAACAAACUCAUUCUCGUUGAGUUUACCACCUACCACGUUCUGGUUGAACCUUCAUUCAGUAGAUAUGUUGGUAAAUCUUUUCAACGAUGUGUCAGAAUCUAUCCCCAUAACCAGUCAUGGAAGGAAUCAUGUGGCAUCCUCUUCUAAAUCAGAAAGAUUGCGAGGUAGUGUGUCAAUCUGGAAUGCUAGAGCUAUUCUGUGCUUCCCUUUUGAGAGCAUUUCAGAAAGGUUAUGUAACUCGCUCGGUGAACAAUUUAUUGUUGUCGACUUAGCUUCCCCUCUGCCUUCUGACACGGUUAGGCGUAAGGAAGCAAUUCCAGGAGAAAUGUACUUUACAUCGGCUACACGCUCCAUAUGCUUAAGUGUUGGUGAUGCUGGCAUCUAUUUGGUCACUUCUGACAUGAAAGAUUCUGAAACAAAUUCAUGUGGUAUGCAGGGUGAAUUCUCUGCAUAUAAUAUAUUACUUGCAAAGAAUGAAAGUAGUCACCAACUUUCAACCGUUGGUAUGUUUUGGCAAGAUAAACCUAUCGUUAGCCCUUGGUUAGUGGAGAGAGCUAAGAUGUUGGCUACGCAGGAAGAAUCUAUUCAGAGAGAUAAAUCUGGGAGGAACGGCCUUGAGUUUGCUGCUGUUGCUACUGCCAAAGAUCAAGAAGACAUCUACUCUCAAACCAGGAAAGAGAUAAUUUUGGCUUCUUCGUUCUGCCUCUAUGUUCAUUUGCUUCCACUUACUAUCCGUUUAGAUAGUUGGCAAUACAUCAAGUUAUGUAAUCUCGUAGACCAGGCAAAAAUUUGGCUAUCACGUAUGGCAGCCAAUACAACUGAGAAAACAGAGGAAUCUACAGCUGAGAAAACAGAGGAAUCUGUUGCGUGUCAAACGUCUCUGGUUGUGGAAUGUGAUUCUAUUGACAUUUUGGUUAGGCCAGAACCUCGAAUGGGCAUAAAAAAUCAGCUUCAGAUUGAGCUUCCUGGAUCAUGGACUCAGUUAAACCUGAGGGUUCAGAAACUUAAUUUUAUGUCAGUGUCCAAUCUUGGCAGUAUGUCCGGUGCUGGUUUCUUUUGGUUAGCCCAUGGGGAAGGUACAUUAUUGGGUUCUGUUACAGGUCUACCUGACCAGGAGUUGCUACUGGUCUCAUGUAGCAACUCUGCGAUCAAGCGCGGUAAUGGAGGAGGUUCAAAUGCAUUGUCAUCAAGGUUGGCUGGCUUAGACAUUCUGCACUUACAGGAACCUGGGAUCUCUUACGGUUAUUUAGCAAUAUCUGUCAGAGGCUGUACGAUUUCUGCCGUAGGAGGACGCCUGGAUUGGAUAGAUGUGGCUUUUUCUUUUUUCACUUUUGAAGUUGAAAAAAACCCUCAAGAAAGAAACUCCAGCUCAUCUGGUGGCUCCUCGUUUACUCUUAAUUUGGUUGAUGUUGGUCUAAGCUAUGAACCCCACCAUGAGAACACAGAUUAUUUAAAUCAAUCAAAUGAUCCGUGGGUAGCCUGUCUGGUAGCGGCGUCUUCUUUUAGCCUUUCGAAGACAAGUCUGGUUGAUUCCAUAAGAAAUGAUUACAGAAUCAGGAUUCAAGAUCUUGGGCUUCUUCUGUCCGUGGAUUUGGACCUUAGCAGAUUUGAUGGAACGUACAGUUCAGCGCAUCUUCAUGAGAAUGGCUAUGUUAAAGUUGCUAAUGAAGCGCUUAUUGAAGCAACUCUAAGGACUAGCUCUGAAAGUGGGCUUCUCUGGGAGUUAGAGUGUUCAAAAUCUCACUUAUUAAUUGAAACUUGCAGUGACACGACUUCUGGUUUGAUUCGCUUGGCCACGCAGCUCCAACAGUUACUUGCUCCUGAUUUGGAGGAAUCAGCUGUGCACUUGCAGACUCGAUGGGACAACAUUCAGCAGGCGAAUGCUAGGAAUGAUUUUGAUAUCAACGAUAGACUCAGCAGCUCUGAUUCAAGUGGGGAGAUGAAAAAUUUAAGAUUAGAUUCAGAAACUGAAGCUGGGAUCAUCGGUCUGAUGGAUGAAAUAAAUGAAGAUGCUUUCCGAUUUGAUGUCAAUCCUAGUAGCCAGUCUUACUCUUUGGAAUGCCAGAAUAACUAUAUAUCAUCUCAUGGGCAGGCACGUAACCGGAUAUCUGCUACUCCUGAGAAGCUACCUUCUAAUCAGUUUAUGUGUGGGUCAUCAUCUAAAAUAAAACCAGAAAGCAGUCAAAUAUUCCUAGAAAGAGAUGGACUACCUGAAAUAAUUGAAGACUAUUGUUUGUCUGAGUUCCCUCCAUUGUCAGAGGUACCUCAAGAAGGGGACUCAUCAGGGAGACAAUUGUUUCUUGAGACUGAUUUGAGGAGAGGAAAUUCUGGGUGGUAUGACGACAUGUCCUUAAGAAUUUUAGAAGACCAUGUGUCAGAAGCAACUGAGGAAGAUCACGAGGAACGUAUUCUAGAUGGAGAAUUUUCAACUUUUGGCCUGACGUCGUACUCUGCUGUAACAGCUAAUGGGCGUAUACUUGUGAAGAACAUCGACCUCAAAUGGAGAAUAUACUCUGGCUCUGAUUGGCAUGAUUCUAAAAAGAAAGUUGAAAUUUCUAAAAGUAUGACGGGCCGGGAUACAACUUCUUGCCUUGAGCUGGAGUUAUCUGGGGUGCAAUUCCAAUAUGAAAUCUUCCCAAUUGGCGGAAUAUGUACCUCUAAACUAUCUCUCAUGGUCCAAGACUUUUAUCUGUACGAUAGAAGCAAAGCGGCACCUUGGACAUUGGUCCUUGGAUAUUACAACUCAAAAGAUCACCCAAGAGAUUCCUCUUCAAACGCAUUCAAGUUGGAACUAAAAGCUGUCAGACCUGAUCCUGAGACACCACUUGAGGAAAACCGGUUACGUGUUGCUUUACUCCCUAUACUGUUGCAUCUUCAUCAAAGUCAACUGGAUUUUCUCAUCAGUUUCUUUGGAGCUAACAACCUAGAAAAGCCUUUAGUUUCCGGAGACUCUGGUGGUUCAACGUUGUCAGUUUCUGUUAAGGGACAAAAUAUCAUAGAAGAAGCGCUUCUUCCAUAUUUUCAGAAAUUCGACAUAUGGCCUGUUAGUGUACGAGUUGAUUACAGUCCCCAUCAUGUUGAUCUAGCAGCACUAACGGGAGGGAAAUAUGCAGAGCUAGUGAACCUUGUUCCCUGGAAGGGUAUUGAACUACAGCUCAAACACGUGCAUGCUGCUGGAAUCUACGGCUGGGGAAAUGUAUGCGAGACUAUACUGGGAGAAUGGUUGGAAGAUAUAUCUCAGAAUCAGAUUCAUCAACUGUUGAAGGGUAUCCCAACAGUAAGAUCACUUUCUGCUCUUUAUGCUGCUACUGCGAAGCUGGUCUCUUCACCUGUUGAAAGUUACAGGAAAGAUCGAAGGCUAGUAAAGGGAGUCCAAAGAGGUACUAUCGCGUUUCUCAGAAGCAUUUCACUGGAAGCUGUUGGACUUGGUGUUCACUUGGCAGCCGGGGCUCAUGAUAUUUUGUUGAGAGCCGAAUAUAUAUUUGCAAGUGCACCAACAUUGCCACAGCCCCAAGGCAGAACGAAAACGAAUGUUAGACAUAAUCAGCCUAGAAACGCUAAGCAAGGCAUGCGUCAGGCAUGCGAGAGCAUCGGUGAUGGAAUAGGAAAGACGGCUUCUGCAUUAGUCCGCACGCCUUUGAAGAAGUAUCAACGUGGAGACGGAGCUGGAUCUGCAUUUGCAACAGCUGUACAGGGAGUUCCAACAGCUGCUAUAGCACCUGCUUCUGCUUGUGCUAGGGCUGUACAUAGUGCUCUUGUUGGCAUCAGAAAUAGUCUUGAUCCUGAACAUAAAAAGGAAUCCAUGGAAAAAUUUUCCUCCAAUGAUGUCAAGGUCCCUUUUACAUAUAGCAUAACCAUUCUUUUGCCCUUCGAAAAGCCGGAGAAAUGGCAUAAUUUUGGUAUAGAA